This is a messenger RNA of Lycium ferocissimum, 854 nucleotides long. RefSeq lists its product as uncharacterized. The coding region runs from base 173 to 760 and encodes 195 amino acids. NCBI's taxonomy places the organism in Eukaryota, Viridiplantae, Streptophyta, Magnoliopsida, Solanales, Solanaceae. The record is from RefSeq and is a predicted model, not a curated record. The transcript is spliced from 4 exons.
ACCUUCCACAAAGAAUCAAAAGAGUGUGGACUCUCCUAUCAUCCUCAUUUACUCAAACUCCAGCGUUGACAACUCUGCUCUUCCCAAUUAACAGAUCUCAGCAGAAUUAUCCUUUCUCUUUCUCUUCUCAAUUAUUCUUCCAAAAGGGUAGUUGCUGAAGUUUGGAGGUCCAAUGGCGAUUGGUAUGAAGCAGAUGUCUAUGAUAAUAGCAACCCUUGGUGUUUUAUCCUUUAUAUUUGGAGUUAUUGCUGAAAACAAGAAGCCUGCAGCUGGGACUGCAAUAUCAGGAAAAGGCGUUGUUAUUUGUAAAUACAAGUCUGAUCCUACUGUUGCCUUGGGCUAUUUGUCUUUUGCUUUUCUUGCUGCGUCUUCCGUGGCCGGUUUCCUUUCCUUGUUUUAUCCGUAUCAAGGGAAGUCAAUUCCACAAGCUGCUUUGUUGAGAAACACUAGUUUCGUCGUGUUCCUCAAUAUUGCAUUGGGAACAACUGGUUUAGCAGCAGCAUUGUUGUUGUGGCCUACAAUCUCCGAGCAACUUCACAUUACGCGCAACAUUCAUCACAACUUGCAGACCGAUUGCCCAACAGCUAAGACAGGUCUUCUAGGCGGUGGCGCCUUCUUGUCUCUUGACUCUGCGCUCUUCUGGUUGGUGGCGUUGAUGUUAGCUGACAAUGCUCGCGAGGAUUAUUUCCAAGAAGCGGAUGUCAAGGGCGAGUUGAAAGCAAGUUAUGCAGAUGAUGAAAUUAUCAAGAGCAGUGCUUAAGUGAAAUAUACUAUUCUACUUUCUCUUUGUUAUGCCGCUGUUGCAAAGUGAACUUUUAGCACAAGCUGUUUAUAAACAUGAUUUCCUGCCUUUC